Macrosteles quadrilineatus (aster leafhopper) is the source of this 1190-nucleotide messenger RNA. RefSeq lists its product as uncharacterized. Bases 109 to 837 code for a protein of 242 amino acids. Lineage: Eukaryota; Metazoa; Arthropoda; Insecta; Hemiptera; Cicadellidae. The record is from RefSeq and is a predicted model, not a curated record. The transcript has 2 exons.
UAUGGUUGUCACCUGAGCUUCACAACAGACAGUGGCGGAGUGACGAGAGAGCGGCCGGCACCACUUACAUAUAUGUGGUUAUCAGUGAGCAGUGGUUGAUAGAAAAAAAUGCCCAAAGUCAAAUCUGAAAAACGGAGUGAGAAGGCAGAGGAGGAAAAAGAAGUUAAAGAAACCUUAAAGGAGGAGAAAGAAAAAACGUCUAAUGGUUGGAAUAAUGGUAAACUAUUUGGAACAGAAUCUAAUGAAAACACUUUUCAAGGAGGAGGUUUCAAGGACAAAGAGAAGGCUCAAGAAACUCUCCGACUGCUUGAGGGUAAAGACACUACAUAUCAGUUCCAGAUUAUAAACUCCAUGUACAACCGAGCAAAAGUCAUUUACAAGAGGACAACAGAUAAAGAUAAGCGAAAAAAUCUCGAAGAGUCAAUUGAAGUAUUUGAAGAAUGGAUUGAUGACUACAAGAAGAAAGGGAGGUCAAAAGAAACUUUCAGCUACUUGCCAGUAGAAACUGUGGAAGGUUACGAACCUCUGGCAAAACAUCAUGGAAUCAAGGACAUGAGCUUUCUGCAAGCAUUCAAAGAGGUUGAUGGUGAUUUAAAACGAUUGAGAAACAAGAAAACUCCAGAUGACUCUACUACUUGGGAUGUGCACAGGAACCGGAAUCUUAAAGCUAUUGAUACCAAGAUAAAUGAAAACUUCCUACCUCUGUUUGAAACUGAUGGGCCGCUGAGAAGCCUUCCUACCAAGGAGCAUGUUGAGCUCAUCAUGUGGGGAUACAGCAAAGAACCGACUAAAGUGAAAAAGUUAAUGGCGGAGAUUGAAGAAAAAAUCUCAAAAUAAUAACAUAUUUUCUCUAUUCUUUGGGUUAAAAAUGUUUCCUAAGAAAACUAACUCUUUGUUUAAAUCUACUUUUGUGAUUUCACAAAAAUACAGUACUAAGGUUGAGGCUAAUUGCUAUUUACAUUCACUUUAGGAUUUCAAUCAUUAACUUCUUUGUGUUUCUGGCUCAACAUUUCGGUAUUGUUUGUUAGUCUUCUAUAUUGAUUAUUUUAUACUGUGUGUGCUGUAACUGUAAGUGUUUCCUCCAAAUGUACCUGUGGUAGUUUUGUUAAUCUUAAAUAGUGAGAACAAAUUUGGAACAGUUAAAAAACUUUAAAAGUUUAAUGUUGUAAUUAAACACAUUGUUAAUAAUU